GAUCUCUUACCUGCUGCUAUUUCACAAUCGAUAAUCAGCAGCAGGAAUGGCUACUUUAGCAGCUCGUCAAACAGUUGCUCUCUCCCGACUUUCCUCUUCCAGGACAUCCGUUCAAGCCGCUUCCCUCGUCCACCGCCGUGGCCUUGCCGGUGCUGCUGAUCACCAUGGACCUCCAAAGGUUAACUGUUGGCAAGACCCUAUGAGUCCAUCUAAAUGGAAGGAAGAGCAUUUUGUAAUAGUCUCCUUAUCCGGUUGGGGUCUACUCUUCUUUGGUGGAUACAAGUUAUUUACUGGAGGCAAAGGCAAGAACCAAGAGAAAUUGGUAGAAGCUGCACACUGAGGUUUGGAGCUUUGAGUCAUCCAUCAGCAUCCGCGCUAAUAAUAUGUUUGGUUGGAAUUUCAUCUUCAUUGUCUGCAGAUUACUCUGCUAACCAGUUUGUGAUUUAUUUUAUUGAAAAUUGAUAGAUGAGUAAACUUAAAGACUACAUUACUUUGAUUGUUUGAUCCUUUACCUUUUACUUACUCUGAUUGUCUAUAUCAGAUGGUGCACAUCAAUUGUGAAGCAAUAUCCAUUUACUCUACUCAUUGCCUAUUUUCA
This is a messenger RNA of Jatropha curcas, 598 nucleotides long. RefSeq lists its product as uncharacterized. Lineage: Eukaryota; Viridiplantae; Streptophyta; Magnoliopsida; Malpighiales; Euphorbiaceae. The record is from RefSeq and is a predicted model, not a curated record.